Cimex lectularius (bed bug) is the source of this 1383-nucleotide messenger RNA. RefSeq names its product mitochondrial carrier homolog 2-like. The record is from RefSeq and is a predicted model, not a curated record. The transcript has 7 exons. NCBI's taxonomy places the organism in Eukaryota, Metazoa, Arthropoda, Insecta, Hemiptera, Cimicidae. The coding region runs from base 215 to 1147 and encodes 310 amino acids.
UCCAUCUGAGCUUUUCAAAGUAAUCGAUUAUACAAGCGGUACAAAGUUUUAGUUUUAGUAACCUGCCGCCUUAGGACCCUUACAUCCCGUAUGACCGCAAGAUUCUAGUUUUAUUUUAGUUCGUCCCUUUUAGAUAAUGUGCAUUUAAAUUGCUUAAGUUGCUCCUAAGUCGAAAAAAAAAUACAUAAAACCCUGGUCAAAUUGUAUAAUAAAAAUGGCAAUAGAAGGACACAACCAGCCGACUCCUCUCCUCCACACGAUAGGCUUCAGGAUAUGUACAAGCACCCUGUCUCAUCCUCUGGAGUAUGCUAAAUUCCUCAUUCAGAUCGGCCAUGAACCUUUGCCUGCCUAUCCAACGACAACAUUUUUUGGAAAGCCGAAAUACAUGCUACCAAAUGUAUUCCAAUACGUUAAAUAUAUCAAAGGGAUUGAUGGCUUUACCGGUUGCUACAGAGGGUUUGCACCAAAAUUGGCUGGCCAAGUCGUAGGAAUGUUUUCAGCUCCUAUGGUUGUGAAUCAACUGAAACAAGAGUUAGGACCCGACUUUGACUUUAAUCCAACAGAUGAUGAACUUUCUGAUGAGGAAAAGAUAACAGUAUUCAAAAGGACUCUUAUGUUGGACAUUGUCGGUCGAAGCAUAAGCAUUGUAGUGAGCCAUCCCUUUUCAGUCAUAUCAGCAAGAAUGAUGGCCGAAUUCGUCGGAGGUGAACAGCAAUACAGUGGUAUUUUUGCUUCAAUAAUGGAAAUUUACAAAGAACAAGGCAUUGGAGGUUUCUUCAGUGGCUUAAUGCCUAGAUGGCUUGGUGAAUUGGCGACCCUUAUUGUGUCAAGCUUUCUAAUAUUCGGUGUCAACAAUUAUGUAAUUCAGGACCGAGAAUUAAAAGUAUUCACCAUUCCUACCUUGCAGUACAUUACGACAACGAUGACAUAUCCCUUAACUGUAAUUUCAUCCUGCAUGCAAGUCAACAAUUGCGGGCUGGCUGCUGGUAUGCCCCCACACAUGCCAAUCUACAAAAACUGGAGAAGUUGUUUUAGUCAUUUAUCAAAAACUGGCAAACUCCACAGAGGGUCGGGUCUCUUUUUCAGGUAUUGUCCAAGCCCAAGCCCAGCGAUAGGCAGCAACCCAAAGUCAAAAUAUUUUUUCUAGUCUAGUUAAGUUUAGGACAUAAUUUCAAAUUUCAUCAGCGAUUGUCUCUAGUUUGUGUUCUUUAUGAAUAUUUAAAAACUGUUUUUUGUAAAUCACAUAUUGAAAGUGUUGACUGCAUCGAAUUCAUUCAAUAUAUAAGCAAGAAUUGUGUAUUUGCUUAGCUCCUCAAGUUGUGGAUACUGAUGUAAUCCGUUAGAAAUAUUGUAUACAAUAUAUACUUUUUUUUUGUUCAAGUA